This is a messenger RNA of Gossypium arboreum, 1707 nucleotides long. RefSeq lists its product as uncharacterized. The transcript has 6 exons. Lineage: Eukaryota; Viridiplantae; Streptophyta; Magnoliopsida; Malvales; Malvaceae. The record is from RefSeq and is a predicted model, not a curated record. Bases 1 to 1707 code for a protein of 568 amino acids.
AUGUCUUCUAAUCAAACACAAGAUGAGUUCGAGGGAGCCAAGAGCCAUGCUCCAGCUUCCAUACACCAAACUGUUUCUACUAGUAGUAGAAAGUCUAUGUCUGAAGGCCGUGAAGAGGCCAAGGCCGCCUUCUUCAAAAUGAUGGAUGUGUGGUUUGGGGAUUACUUGAGGAAUCACCCCAAUAUACCACAACCUCCCCCGCCCCCCAACCAACCUAAUGAGGAAGUACUACGAGAAUUUAAAGCUAAGGUUGAUGGUGAUGCCGAAAGAGCUGAGUUCUGGCUUGAGAAUACUACAUGGGUAUUAGAUGAAUUGUUGUGCACACCUAAAGAGUGCUUGAAGUGUGCCAUGUCCCUCCUGAAGGAUACUACAUACCACUGGUGGAAGACUGUAUCUUCUGUGGUGCUGAAGGAAAACAUUACUUGGGAAUUUUUCCAAGCAAAGUUUAAAAAGAAAUACACCAGUCAGAGGUUCUUAGACUCAAAGCGAAAGGAGUUACUGGAACUCAAACAAGGAAAUAAAACUGUAGCAGAAUACAAAAAGGAGUUCAUACGAGAGUUUGCUGCAUUAGCUAAUCGAGCUAAGAAGGCCGAAGAGCUUAACAACGAAAGAAAGAAAGCUAAAAGAGAAGCUCGAGUUUCGAGCAAGAGGUCCAGCGGUAAGACACUCUUAUUUCCUACGAAGAAAUCAAGGAGCCAGCAUGAACACUCUACUUCAUUGGUAGGAUAUUCAGGUAAAGUGAAGGGUUCCAAACGACGAAAUCAGAGGUCUUUCUCCCUGAUGGUGACUAGUGUGGGGAGUGUAGAUGACCAAAAGCUGAAGUGUAAAAGUUGUAAGAAAUUUCACUCUGGAGAGUGCCGAAUGAAGAGUGGUGCAUGUUUCAGAUGUGGUUCCAGCGGUAAGACACUCUCUUUUCCUACAAAGAAAUCAAGGAGCCAGCAUGAACGCUCUACUUCAUCGAAUACUGAGGUUUUCAAUGAGUUAGUUAAGAAGGCUCGUGUGUUAGAGGAUACUUUUGGGGAGGAGCCCACAACUUCUUUGUCUGAAGCUGUUAAGAUGUUGACUGAGGCUACUAGUGGUUUCGAUCAUAAAGUUGACAUCAUCGUGGCGAGAGCUUGUUUUGUCUGUGGUUCGAUAAAGCACUAUGUGAGUGACUGCCUGAGGAGAGCUAUUGUUGUUUGCAAUCAGCCUAUUGCUGCUGUUCUUGCUGCACUUAUUCCAGCUCGAGGGAGAAGCUGUGGCAGAGGUGAUGGUGGUAGAGGUGCUGGUCAGUGUAGUGCUGCACGAGGUGGUGAUGGUGGUCUAGCUAGAGUUUAUGUAAUGAGGGAGCCUCGAAUUAGAGAGGCCAUUGAUGUUAUCGCAGGUUUCAACAUUAUUCUGGGUAUGGAUUGGUUGUUCGAGUAUCGGGCUAAGGUGGAUUGCGAGGCAAAGUUGGCGACUCUGUGUGGUGCUGGUGGUUCGGAAGUUGUUGUUGUUGGUGAAAACUUUGAGUUGUUGUCGAAUGUGAUUUCUUCACUUCAUACUGAGAAGUUAGUUCGGGAAGGUUGCGAACUUUGUUUGGCUUAUAUCAUGAAUGUUGAUAAUAAGGAGAUGAGGUUGUAUGAGAUUUGGGUUGUCUGUGAUUUUUUGAAUAUGUUUCUUGAGGAGUUGCCUAGAUUACUACUGAAUAGAGAAGUUGAGUUCGGUAUUGGGCUCUAUCCCGAUUGA